AUGGAUCCAAAUGCUGCUGGUGCUGCUGCCAAUAUCUCUUCCGAAACUGCGAAGGGUAUCUUCCACGUAGCAAAACGACAUAUCAGAUAUGUAAUUUCCUACCAGAGAUACGUCAAGAAUUUCGAGGAAAAACUUCAGAAGUUGAUUGAGAAAAGAUCAAGCGUGCAGCAAGAUAUUGUUGUUGCAGAAAGGAACGUGCAGAAGAUUAAAGCGGAUGUGAAAGGUUGGUGCGAUAGAGUGGACAAGGUUAUAGCUGAAGACCAGCAUAAAGUGGAUGAUCUUCAAGUCAAAGCAAUCAACAAGUGCUUUUUUGGCUUCUGUCCCAACAUCAAGUCUCGACACAUGCUUACCAGGAAAGCAGAAGAAGAUGCCGCAACUUUUGAUGAGCUUAUCAAAGACUGUCAAUUUAACAGCGUGGGCUACCAUGAUCUUCCACAACUCAUAGUGGAUACAGACUUUGAGGCCUUUCAAUCAAGGGAAAAGGUUAUCGAUGAUAUCAUGGAGUCACUGAAAGAUUCUACUGUGAGCAUGAUCGGAGUGUACGGGAUGCCUGGCGUGGGAAAAACAUCACUAGUCAGAGAAGUUCAUAGACAACUCCAGGAGGCCAAGUCAUUUGACUGGGUGGUUAGGGUCACUGUAUCUCCGACACCUGACAUUCAGAAAAUCCAAGACGAAAUAGCAGUCUUUGGGUUGAAGAUCGAAGAAAAGAGUAUAGUUGUAAGAGCCAGUAGAUUACGUGAAAGGUUAAAUCAAGGGAAGAAUCAGGAGAAGAGGGUUCUUAUUAUUCUGGAUGAUAUUUGGAAGAAACUGGACCUGGAGGAAGUAGGAAUUCCAUUUGGAAGUCAACAAAAAGGAUGCAAGAUACUGUUGACAUCUAGAAAUAAAAAUGUUCUAAGCAAUGGGAUGGGUGCUACCAAGACCUUUCAGCUUGGUGAUUUAGAGGACAAAGAAGCCUGGGAGUUUUUUAAGAAGAUGACCGGGGACAGUUUUGAAAUUGAUAAUGAGCUUCGAUCUACAGCCAUUGAGGUAGCCAAAAGAUGUGCGGGAUUGCCGCUCGCCAUUGCAACAGUUGCUAGGGCGUUGCAAAAACAAAGUUUAUCUGUUUGGAAGGAGGCUUUACGACAACUACAAAGGCCUUACUCAGAAAACCCAAGCGAGAUAUCUGCCGAGGUAUAUUCUGCUAUUGAAUUGAGUAUCAAUCAUUUACGGGGUGAAGACCUCAAGCAGGUUUUCCUGCUUUGCAGUCUAUUGCGUCGUGAUGCUAACAUUGAAGAUUUGUUGAGAUAUACAAUUGGUUUGGGUUUAAUUAAGGGAGUCGACACCGUGAAAGAAGGACGUAAUGCGUUGUUAACAAUGACGAGUACCCUGAAAGCAUCUUGUUUGUUGCUCGAUAGUGACAACAAUGAUCAAUUCUUUGGUGUGCAUGAUCUUACUUAUAUUGUGGCAAAAUCAAUGGCUUCCAAGGACAAGCAGGUGUUUGCCUUAAAAGAAGAUGAUAUUCUGACGGAAUGGCCAAAUGAAGAAUCAAUGAAAAAGUGCAACAUGAUUUGUUUGCAAUAUCCUAAUCUCAACAGGCUUCCUGACAAUUUGAAUUGUCCACAGCUUUCUCUAUUCCUUUUGUGUGGCAAGGAUCUUUCCCUGACGUUGUCGGAUGACUUCUUCAAGGAAGCAACAAAUCUUAAAGUAUUAGAUUUGACUAGUAUGCGAUUUUCUUCUUUACCUUCAUCAAUUUGUCUACUAACAAGCCUCAGCACAUUGUGCCUCUAUCACUGCAAACUGGGAGAUAAUAUUACCAUUAUUGGAGAGCUAAAGAGCUUGGAAAUUCUUGGCCUUUUGAAAUCUGAUAUUAGAUUUCUACCAAAAGAAAUUGGGCAACUGGUGAAGCUAAAGUUGUUAGACGUGAGUCGUUGUGCUAAGCUCAAAACAAUUUCAGACGGUGUGUUGUCAAGUUUGUCAAGAAUAGAAGAAUUAUAUAUGGGUGGGACUUCUAUUCAAUGGGGAGAAAGCAGUGCCACUCUUGCUGAUCUACAGGCACUGUCUCGUUUGUCCACUUUAGAAGUUCAAAUCUUGGAUGCUAAGGCGGCACCACACGACUUCUUUCAAGAGUUGCAGAAAUUGGAAAGAUACAAGAUUUUCAUAGGAAAGGAAUGGGAGUGGGAGCGGUUUCGCAGCUACCGAUAUUCAAGAACCCUAAAACUGAGGCUAAACACAGGCAUGGAUGAUUUGGAUAUUGGAAUUAAGAAGUUGUUGAAAAAAACUGAAGAUUUACAUUUGGAUGAACUCAAAGGCGUGAAGAUUGCAUUGCGGGAGUUAAUAGAUGAGGAAAGCAUAUCGCAGUUGAAGAAUCUACAUAUCCAAAAUGGUUUAGAUACUGAAUACAUUAUCAAUGAUGAGUACGAGUUUCCUCAAUUACAGUCCCUGACACUGCAUGAUAUUCCUAAGCUCAUUAGCUUUUGCCCUCAACACGAAACCGGUGCUACCAGCUCAUUACCUCAACAUGAGUUGCCACUUUUCAGUGAUAAGAUAUCGUUCCCUUCCUUGGAGAAUUUGUGGCUGAAGUCGAUUAAUGUUACAAGGGUAUGGCACAACCAACUUUCAAGUACAUCUUUCUGCACUUAUGAGAAGUUGACAAGAUUGAAAAUCGAGGGUUGUGGAAGCUUAAAACACCUGUUGUCAUUUUCUAUGGCUAAAUGUCUAGUGCAUAUCACAGACUUUGAGAUAAUUGGGUGUUACUGCUUAAGAGAUAUCAUUUUCAUGGAGGAAAUAGAAGAAGAAACCGAGGCUGCUACAACUUUAUCAUUAUUUCCUCAAUUAAAGUCCUUAGAGUUGAAGGAUCUUCAACAUCUGAUUGGAUUUUGCUCUGACUAUCAGAUUCAAGUUGUUGAAUUUCCGGCCAUGAAGUCACUGACGGUAAACAACUGUCCAGAAUUGGAGGGUUUCAUAUGCAGAUCUUCAAUGGAAGGCAACCAACGCAUUUGUAGUCAUGUUCUGUUCGACAAUAAGGUUGCAUUUCCCAGUUUGGAGGAAAUGAGAAUUUCCUUCUUGACAAAGUUGAAGAUGGUAUGGGAGAACCCACUUCCACCAAAUUCAUUUCCCAAACUAAGAGAAAUCAGCAUUGAUGACUUACCAAACUUGAAAUAUAUUUGGAAAAACGGUCCCAAAGACAUUUUUUCAUUUAAAAAUCUACAUGGAAUAUCUGUGGAGGAUUGUAAGAGUCUGAAGAAUGUAUUUCCAGCCUCAGUAGCCAGAGACCUCGCACAACUCAGUGGUCUUAGUAUAAUCGGUUGUCCAGUGAAGGAGAUUGUUUCUAAAGUAGAGGAAGGAUUGGAUUCGGGAACCACCAUCACUUUCGAGUUUGAUCAGCUGUCUUACCUUUCGCUACGUUGGCUACGAGAAUGCAAAUGUUUCUACCCGGGUAGGCAUACCACAAAGUGGCCAAUGUUAAAAGAGUUACGAGCAUACGAGUGUGGGGAAAUGAAGAUAUUUGGUACACAACUCAUCACUCACAACCAACAACUCGACUCCCAACCACCACUUUUCUUGGUUGAAAAGGUCAUCCCUAAACUACAACGUCUGGAAAUCAGUGCUGAUUACAUUCCAAUGAUAAGUGGUGGUCAAUUGCCAAACAAUCUUUUCCAUCAAAUAAAAGCUUUUAGGGUGCUAGGCAACUGUGAUAAACCAGUUACUGAUUUCCAAAUUUCUUUCCUUGAAAGAUUCUACAAUCUAGAAGAGCUUUGUAUCACUUGUGAAAUCAAAGAGUUAUUCUAUACUGAAGGAGAUACUGGUAAUAAAGGGACGUAUGAUAGGACACUGUCAACAAUUAGAAAAAUAACACUGUCACAGCUUGAUAAUCUAAAACGCUACUUAUGGAAGCAAGACGUACAAGUGGACCGCAUUCUACCCAACCUUGAAACUCUUGAAGUUCACUAUUGUAGGAAUCUGAUGAGCUUAGGAUCAUCCUCAGCAUCGUUUCAAAAUCUCACCACCUUGAAGGUGUGGGAAUGCGAACGAAUGGAAUACUUGUAUACAUGUCUAGCAUUGCAGGGUCUGUCUCAACUCAAAAAACUGAUCAUAAGAGAAUGCAUUUCAAUGAAGAAAAUAGUUGGAAGUGAGGAAGAUGAAACAACGUGCGACAUUAUAUUCAGCAGGUUGAAAAGUUUGGAACUUGUGAAUCUACCACGACUUAAGAGCUUUUGUUCAGGCAACCACACAUUUGGAUUCCCAUGUUUAGAGCAAGUGAUAGUGAGUAGCUGUCCUGAGUUAGAGAUAUUUUGUAAGGGAGUUUUAAAUGCGCCGUUGUUGCACGGUGUAGAAUAUGGAAAAGGUAAAGAACAUUGGAGUGGUGACCUUGACAGCACUGUCCAACAGUUGCAUUCAAAAAAGGUUGGGUAUCAAGGCAUCAGUCAUUUGAUCCUUUCCGAAUUUUCCAAGUCAAUAUGGAAGGAGAAAAGUGUAGAUUUCAAGAACCUCAAAUUUUUUGAAGUUGAGUGUAAUAGCUUGAAAUACAUAUUUAGCGUUUCCAUGGCCUUGGAACUUGUGCAAUUGAAAGAUAUAAGAGUGAAAAGAUGUCCCGUGAUGGAGUACAUUAUCAAGAAAGAAGCAGAGGAAACUGCGAUGGAUACAGUCUGCUUACCAAAUCUUGAGAAGAUAAGACUGGAGUCAUGUUCAGAUUUGAAAAGUUUUUGCAUGGCAGGUAUUACUCUGCAUUGUCCAUCUUUGAGAAGAAUUGAAGUAGAUGACUGUCCAAAGAUGUACGCAAUGGCAUGUACAAGGAAGAUCUGUAUGCGUUUAUCAUCACAAGCGUACAUAAUUCAUGCAAUGAGGAUUGUGGUUGCAGGUUUUGUGUGCCAAGUUGGACUGGUUACAGCUAUCAUCGACUAA
This is a messenger RNA of Hibiscus syriacus, 4881 nucleotides long. RefSeq names its product probable disease resistance protein At4g27220. Gene Ontology annotation, molecular function: ATP hydrolysis activity; ADP binding. Lineage: Eukaryota; Viridiplantae; Streptophyta; Magnoliopsida; Malvales; Malvaceae. The record is from RefSeq and is a predicted model, not a curated record.